GUCAUAAAGACGUAGUUGUACUUCAAGUGUUUAAAUAACCAUAAAGGAUAUCACGUGCUAUUUGAAACUGAAUCAUAUAAAACCCGACACGCACGACAUGUUUGAUUUACUUUAUUCGAGCGCAUAACAGUUUUUCACUGGAAAAUCAAAUUAUAAGUUUGACAACCGCUCGAUCUUCGUUAUUGGAAAAUCAUAAAGUAGAUAUUUAUAUAAACGUCUUGAUUUAACAUGUGGAAGCUGGUGUUGUUUUCUUCGUUCCUGGUCGUUGCUGUUGAGGCCGACAAGAACGUAACCAUCGGAGGCAUAACCACCAAGGUACUGGGCCAGUCGGGCAAGAUCAAGGUGUACAAGGCGACGGGAAAUGAGUCCGAGGGGGUCACCAUCACAAUGGACGAAAUAAAUGAACUAGAUAGUGCAAAUAAUGCGAUCUCCAGUCAUUCCUUUAACACUUUUGCCACCAUGAAUUUCAUCUUCUCUCAACAAACAGAAACGACGUACAAGGGCACAGACGUCAACGUGACUCAGUUUAGUUUCACGGCAAACAUUCCCGUUGGUCAGGGGCAGAAAAUUGACGGAACGGCCAAACUGACAUCUUACGUCUAUAUAUUUUCGUCGAACGGAAACAUAACUGUUGACGGCAAAAACAUGACGGUGAGAACGGGAGACAUGAAGUUCAACGUGAAGAUAGAGUCUUGGCCUUUCUGUGCCGUGGGUAAUGUGAGCUGUACGCAGGGUCAGAAAUCCUACAAAGGCGAAUAUCUGGAUUUUAACGUCGAGAUUAAAGGCAAAGGCAGCAUUUCGAAUUCUUCUGCAGGCGGAAACAAUACCUACGAGCUGGGUGGAGCGAAAGUUAUAGUUCCCACCGAGGUCAUAUACACGAGCAGCAGCGAUUACAACGAGACCAAGCAGAUGCCGGCUGGCUUCCCGAAGGUUGAGAUGAAGGGAACCAAGCAGACAUUCGUCUUCCGGUUUGAGCCGUUCACAAAGAGCGCCCUCUAUGAUCCCAUUGUGAAGCUGACGGAUGAGAAUCCCACCACCACGCCCACCUCCGCCCCUUCAAUUGACAAGGAUAUCUCGGAUGGCGUGGUGUCCGUGAAGGUGCUAGGGAAGUCCGGGAAAAUAGCCUUCACCAAUAGCGAUGGCAAAAAGACCAUGACGGUGGAGUUCGACAAUCUCAAGGAGAAGACUUCCGACGGAAUUGACAUAAAGGAUAAUAGCCAUGGAUACAACAACUUCGCAAGCCAGACCUUCACCUUCGGUGCGCCGAUCGACGCCGAGUAUCCCGAAACUAAUAUCUCCACGAAGAAGCUCAACUUUUCGGCGGAAAUCAACAAUGGGGCCAAGGUCAUGGUUGACAUGUACAUUUUCAAACAGGGCGGCAACAUAAGUCUAGAUGACGAAGAUACUGUUGUAAAGAAAGGCGACCUUAAGUUCAGUGUAACCGUUAGCGGGUGGACGUUCUGCAACGGGACGUGCAAGCCGAACGAGGUUGGGGCGUACCUGGACUUCGACAUCGUCAUCAAAGGGACUAAGGGUGCCACCAAGUCCACUUCCGUUGGCAAGAAGCCCGACCAGUAUGACGUAGGGUCGGGAGUUGUGCUCCUCUCUAAGAAGUUAAAGAAAGACAACGAUAACUACGAAAACAUGACGGCUACCUAUCCGAUGAUUAUGACCCAGGGAUCCAAGCAAAUCUUUCGACUCCGGUUUCCCAAAUUUACCAAAAAAGUGUUCUACGACCCAACCCUCAGCUUCUUGACCGACUCAGUCACAGUCGGAAGUGCGGGAAUGAGCGCCGGAAGUCUCCUUCUGAUGGUCGCCUCCCUCCUUGUCAUGACCAUCAACAGAUAUUAGAUGGCUAAAACUGGUUUAAGACGUUUGCUCAAUGGCUCUUACGACGCUCUUACAAUCAUUUUGAACCAUACAAAUCCAAUUAUACGAAACUUUGUGUGAAAGUGUGCUACUGUAUAAUUUAUAUGUUUGUUUUUCGCAUGAAAACAAUAUUGUCAGUGUAUUUAGUGUCUUGGUCGAUCGACAUGAAUGAUUCAGACGGAUUCAAAAGGAUUCAUGUCAAUGACACUUUGGGCCAGAUACCUGAUCUAAUCCUUGAUUUGAAAUCCGUGUACGAGUAUAUUCUAUGAAGCUGAGUACCAAAUAAAUCAACAAAGCAAUUGAAAAAGAAGCAACUACACUUUUAUCAAGGUUAAACAGUUCCGUAAAAAAUAAUCAUAUAUCUACUGUACGCUUGACCGAAGUAACAUGAAUUGUGUGUGUGCAUUGUUAUGAAUGAGUCAUAAAUCAUAAAUCAUAGACCUUAAUCAUAAUUAGACGCGGACGUUUUUUUAAAGAAACUCUUUAAUCAUAUUGUAUAAUUACAGUUACAUACAUACAAACUUCUUGUAAUAUUUCUUAAAUGUAUAAAUAAACAUUUCUUGACAUUUAUGUAUGACUUAGUAAAUAUGCAUACUGGUCGUGUACGUAAUUCCGGCCUGUACGUAAAAAAUCGGCCACCUGUGUUUAAUCAUUUUCAUGAUCUAAACACACAUGUUUUGAUUAUUUUUAGAACAAUCAACUUGAAAACCAACCCUAAUCUCAAUAUUUUGCAAAUUAAAGACGCAUAUCACUGUAAAAGUCUGCAUUAAAAUGUCUCAAACUUAACACAAGAUAUUUCUCUCAUGGGAAAAGUGACGUCAUUAUCCAUUGCAAAAUUAUAUUCAUAUAAGAAACAAAUAUAUUUGAUAAAAUUAUUAUUAUUUCUAUCUGAUAAACAUUAAUUAAGGUAUUUUUAAUUAAUUGUAUAAAAACAUACAUUUAAAACAAAAAAUCAGGAGCUAAAUAUAAACUUUUAAUAUAUGAAUUACCUCCCUUGAUUUGAAUAUUAAUAGUUUACAUGUUGUAAAAUUAAAUAUAAGUGAUUACUAAAAAUCGACACUAAAGUCAACUUUUUAAACAAAAUGUUUUUACUUUCUUAGCUAUGUUAGUAAAAAUUGAUUAAAACUAUUGAAAAUAUUUUUUUUUUGAAUUUGUAUUUCCCCAUUAACCGUGCAGGCCUGUUAAUAUUUAUUCAAAUGGGUAGGGGGAGUAACUGGUAUAAUAAUGUCGCAUAUUUUAUAAGUUUCAAGUCAAAAAUUGUGUUUGUGAAAACCUUUAUUAAUUCUCUUAAAAUGAGGACAUUCGUCUAAAGAUAUUGCUUUGUAAUUGUACCUGCAUAUUAAACUGAAAAGUGGCCGAUUUUUUAGGUACAAUUGCCGUACGAAAAUUGAUAGUUUAUAUGUCAUUAAUUUCUGUUCAUAAAAGUAACAUACACUGAUCUAAUUCUAUUGAAAUUUUCAUGCUAGGUGAGUUUUGAACCCAGGAUUAUAAAUGUGAAGUUUCGUUUAAACCAGUUGCCUAAAACAAAAGAUUUUGUUAAAAUAGUCCCAAAAGUGGCUGGAAUUACGUACACGACCAGUAUUAUUAAUCUUACACAUCCAUGUAUUUGCAUUUAAUAUCUUAUCGUUGUUGACAGUUACCUGUAUCCGCAUUUCCCAAUAAAUGUUAUUGUUGA
This is a messenger RNA of Dreissena polymorpha, 3544 nucleotides long. RefSeq lists its product as uncharacterized. The record is from RefSeq and is a predicted model, not a curated record. The coding region runs from base 229 to 1851 and encodes 540 amino acids. NCBI's taxonomy places the organism in Eukaryota, Metazoa, Mollusca, Bivalvia, Myida, Dreissenidae. The transcript has 6 exons.